UACGCGCAUGGCCGAGUAGGUGUGUUGUUGUGUGAGAGCGUGAGAGAGAGAGUUGAUCCGUACGCACUUACUUUACUUUAACGACGGAGAUCGUUCGUAUUUCGCACAUCAGAAUGUCGUCGUCGUCGUCUCGUCGCGUACUGUCGAUCCAGAGUCACGUUGUCUCAGGUUACGUUGGCAACAAGAGUGCUACAUUCCCACUACAGGUUCUUGGAUAUGAGGUGGACCAAAUCAACUCUGUCCAGCUGUGCAAUCAUACAGGUUACAAGCAUGUCAAAGGUCAAGUGUUGAACGCAGAGGAGCUGGGAGAGCUGUUCGAUGGGCUGGUGUUGAAUGACAUCCACCACUACACACACAUUCUCACUG
Messenger RNA from Priapulus caudatus, 366 nucleotides. RefSeq names its product pyridoxal kinase-like. Gene Ontology annotation, biological process: pyridoxal 5'-phosphate salvage. Gene Ontology annotation, molecular function: pyridoxal kinase activity. The record is from RefSeq and is a predicted model, not a curated record. Lineage: Eukaryota; Metazoa; Priapulida; Priapulimorpha; Priapulimorphida; Priapulidae. Gene Ontology annotation, cellular component: cytosol.